Hyla sarda is the source of this 2108-nucleotide messenger RNA. RefSeq names its product cyclin B3 (gene CCNB3). The transcript is spliced from 12 exons. The record is from RefSeq and is a predicted model, not a curated record. Gene Ontology annotation, cellular component: cyclin-dependent protein kinase holoenzyme complex; nucleus; cytoplasm. Gene Ontology annotation, molecular function: cyclin-dependent protein serine/threonine kinase regulator activity. The coding region runs from base 204 to 1502 and encodes 432 amino acids. Gene Ontology annotation, biological process: regulation of cyclin-dependent protein serine/threonine kinase activity; mitotic cell cycle phase transition. Lineage: Eukaryota; Metazoa; Chordata; Amphibia; Anura; Hylidae.
AGUGUAGGCGGUGUCCGCGAGAUUCAAACGUGUGUGUAGCUCGGGCAGUACUGGGGUCCUGUGUGGUGAGGGAGCGCUCCGUCUGGGUAUUUAGCUGCGGGAAGACAAUCUGCGCCUUAUAGGAGCUCGGACAAGAGGACGGUCGUAGGAAGGUGUCUGGACCAGCGCUUGAUCCCCACAGAGAAGGUACUGCCUAUGAGUGGAUGGAUGGAGUGCAGAUCACUGGGUGGAGGAAGAGCAGCAUUUGCCCUAAGAUGUUGCCUCUUCGUCAUUCCCGGCCAGUGUUAUCCAAAGUUUCGCGCACAGGAAAGACUAUUUCUGCAGAGACUGUUCAGCCUGUAAAGGAGGAGUGUGUACAAACAAAGCGCUCGCCAUCAUCCCCACAGGGUGCAGCAAAGAAGAGAUCUGCAUUUGGGGACAUCACCAAUGCUAACAAAAAUCAGCAACUGAUUCAAAAGAAGAAAGAUGGACAGAAAGCUGCUGUGAAGAAGACAAGAAAUGUAGCAGUAACCGGAGUCCUGAAAAACAAUGAAAUUAACAUCAAGAGAGCACAGAGAAAAGUUACCAUUGUAGAUGUAACUGUUGAGGUGGCAAAAGAAGGAAAAGUAAGCAAUGAAGAAGUUAAGCCUAAGCCAAAAGAGGAGAAUUCUCUGGAACAGCCCUUACCCCCGAAUGUGGAGGAUAUUGAUAAAGAUGCUUUGGAUGACCCAUUUAGCAGCUCUGAAUAUGCUAUGGAUAUUUUUACUUACAUGCGAGAAAGAGAGGAAAAAUUUGUGUUGCCUAAUUAUAUGGAGUCUCAGGGUGAUAUUAGUAAAGAAAUGAGAGCGAUACUUGUGGACUGGAUGGUGGAGGUGCAGGAAAACUUUGAACUGAAUCAUGAGACACUCUACCUGGCUGUAAAAUUGGUGGACCAUUACUUAGCUGCCUCCGUUGUCACUAGGGAAAAGCUACAGCUGAUAGGAUCAACUACCGUUCUCAUUGCAUCUAAAUUUGAGGAACGCUGUCCACCUUGUUUGGAUGAUUUCCUUUAUAUCUGUGAUGAUGCCUAUAAGAGAGAGGAGCUUAUAGCGAUGGAGAUGGACAUCUUGCAGAAGCUUAACUUUGACAUAAAUAUUCCUGUCCCUUAUCGUUUUCUCCGCCGUUUUGGGAAGUGUGCCCAUGCAAGUAUGGAAACUCUUACACUUGCAAGAUACAUAUGCGAGCUAACACUGCAAGACUAUGACUUCGUUCAAGAAAGUGCUUCCAAGAUGGCGGCAAGCUGCCUGCUUCUUGCACUAAAGAUGAAAGAUUUGGGUUCUUGGACGGCUACACUGCAGCAUUACAGUGGGUAUCAGGCAAUGGAUCUAUUGCCUCUUGUAAAAAGACUGAACUUCCUGCUUAUGUGUCAGACAAAUGAAAAGCUGAAGGCAGUACGGAGCAAAUACUCACACAGAGUAUUCUUUGAAGUUGCAAAACUCCCACCCUUAGACGUGCUGAAGCUAGAAGAAUCAUUUUGGAGUUAAUCGUUCCAUUUGUCUGGAUCAAUAUUAUGCCAGAUUUGUAUAUACAGUGUAAAUAUUUGUACGUUUUAUUAUAUGGAUACAUAAAUAUCAAGUUGCUUAAGCCUUUCUAUGUAGAGUCUGUUUAUGAACAUUUUGUAAAGGAGAUUGUGACUCGAAAAUACAUUGAUUAAAUAAUGCCUUGUGUGUGUGUGUGUGUAUAUGUGUGUAUACUAUGAUUAGUAGUAGAGUUGAGCGAACUUUUAAAAAGUUUGGUUCACCGGACGUGCCAAACUUUUUGGAAAUCGCAAGUUCAGUUCAGCUCGGUUUGACUCGAACCGGCAAUGAAAUAAGCCCCUUAACACGUUUAUAACACUGCCUAACAGCUCGAAACCCCUGUCUAACACUGUUAGAAAUGUAUUCAAGUACAUUUUAAGUGUUUUUAAGGCUCAGUUAUGGUCACAUAAUCCAUAAUCCACAGUAAUCCAUGGUAAUUUACGGCUAGCCAAUUUUUUUGGCUUAUUCACAUAAAGCGGCAUAAAGUAUCCCUAGUUUUCGGUAGAUGCCUGCCGGUGUUAAUAUGUACACGGAGGUAGGAGAAGGCACAGUGGCUUUUUCCAAGUGUUUUUA